Messenger RNA from Arxiozyma heterogenica, 2781 nucleotides. It is a transcript of the gene RAD54, whose product is annotated as DNA-dependent ATPase RAD54. The transcript has a single exon. Bases 1 to 2781 code for a protein of 926 amino acids. Lineage: Eukaryota; Fungi; Ascomycota; Saccharomycetes; Saccharomycetales; Saccharomycetaceae. Gene Ontology annotation, cellular component: nucleus. Gene Ontology annotation, biological process: double-strand break repair via synthesis-dependent strand annealing; reciprocal meiotic recombination. The record is from RefSeq and is a predicted model, not a curated record. Gene Ontology annotation, molecular function: DNA translocase activity; hydrolase activity, acting on acid anhydrides; ATP binding.
AUGGCCAGAAAAUUACCAGAUAGACCACCAAAUGGAAUAGGCUGUGGUCAAAGACCAAGAAGAGUACCAAAACAAUUGGAUCCGAAUAAGUCCUACAACAUCCUAUCCAAACCAUUUAAAGUUCCUUACAAGAUAAACAAAUUGGCUAACUCGCACUACUACUUAAGGAAAAGAUCCACCACAGUAUCCUGUAAAGAAUAUUCAGAUAACAAUGAUACAAACGAACAAGAUUAUUCUAUUGAUAAACCUUCUCUCUAUAUAAACAAGGCAAGAAAAAGAGUAGACGCAUUAUCCUCUGUACGACUGCUGAAUGAGCCUUCCAGGAUAAGUAGUAUCGAAAAAAUGUUGAAACGUUCUUUCACUGUCCCUAUACAUGGUUAUAUACAAAGACAUUCUCUAUCGCUAACAUUAGGUACAAAGAAUAAAAUCAUAUCAGAACCAAGACCUUUACAUGAUCCCACUGAUGAGUUUGCAAUCGUCUUAUAUGAUCCCUCUGUUGACGGUGAUAUGGUAACCGAUCAUCAAGAUUUUAAUAUUGAGCAACAACAGCAACAACAACAACAGCAGCAGCAGCAGCAGCAAAAUUCAAAGAAUAAAGAGCCAGCUUUAUCAGCAUCUUCUCAAGAGCUUAAUACACAAAAGAAAAAGCAUUUUAUACAUCCAAAAUUUAUGUCUAAUGGACUCAGAAAUAAACCAUUAACCGAAUUAUUGGCUUCGUCGUCGUCGUCGUCUUCUUCACAAAAGAAAUUCCCCAAUGUGCCAGUUGUUAUAGAUCCCAGGAUAGCAAAGAUUCUCAGACCACAUCAAGUAGAGGGUGUCAAAUUCUUGUAUAGGUGUAUAACAGGGUUAGCUAUGAAAGAUUAUUUAGAACAAGAAAAUUUGUUGAAGUCUAUCGAUCCCAAUGAAACGUUAGAUAAUGACCAGGACUUUGAGGUUGAAAAUACAAAAGAACAAGAGAUGCAUACAGACAAUGAAGACACACCACCUUCUGAGUCUGUUUCUAAGAAGCCUUCAAAUUCAUAUGGUUGUAUCAUGGCAGAUGAAAUGGGUCUAGGUAAGACUUUACAAUGUAUAACGCUAAUGUGGACCCUUUUAAAACAAGGUCCACAAGGUAAAAGUAUGAUCGAUAAAUGUAUCAUUGUAUGUCCAUCCUCAUUAGUCAACAAUUGGGCUAAUGAAUUGGUCAAAUGGUUAGGUCCAGGUACAAUUUCCCCGCUUGCCAUAGAUGGGAAAAAAUCAUCACUCUCUUUAAUGGGGAACGAUUCUGUAGCUCAAGCAAUUAACCAAUGGGGUAAAGCAAGAGGUAGAAAUAUUGUUAAACCUGUAUUAAUAAUAUCUUACGAAACCCUACGUAGAAACGUUCAAGAAUUGAAUAAUUGCCCUGUGGGACUACUUUUGGCUGAUGAGGGUCAUAGACUGAAAAAUUGUAGUUCCUUGACUUACACUGCAUUAAAUAAUAUUAAUUGUUCCAGAAGAAUUAUCUUAUCAGGUACGCCAAUACAAAAUGAUUUGACAGAAUAUUUUGCUCUUUUAAAUUUUGCUAAUCCUGGAUUAUUGGGUACAAGGUUACAGUUUAGGAAAAAUUUUGAAAUUCCAAUCUUAUUGAGUAGAGACGCUGACGCUACUGAUAAAGAGGUUGAAAGAGGUAAACAACAAUUACUUAAACUGUCUGAGAUUGUGUCAAAAUUUAUUAUUAGACGUACGAACGAUAUUUUAUCCAAAUAUUUACCUUGUAAAUAUGAACAUGUUAUAUUUGUAAAUUUGAAACCUAUUCAAUUGACACUAUAUUCAAAAUUGCUAUCGUCAAGGGAUAUGGAAAAAAUGAUUAAAAUGAAUGAACAAAACAACUCUCUCAAUGAUACAAACUCUAGUAAUAUUGGCACUGGAACAGGUAGUGCCCCGCUAAGAGCUAUUGGUAUUUUGAAGAAACUAUGUAAUCAUCCAAAUCUACUAGAUUGGGAAAAAGAAUUAGGUAUAGAUGAUACCCCAGAUGAAUUAUUGAAUACAAAUGGCAGUAAUCGUAGGAAUGUUAAUACGGAAUUGUCAGGGAAAUUUUCUAUUCUGGAACGAUUUUUACAUAAGAUUCACACAGAAUCGGAUGAUAAGAUUGUUAUUAUAUCAAAUUACACGCAUACUUUGGAUCUCAUCGAGAAAAUGUGUAGAUAUAAAAGAUAUGGUGUUGUUAGAUUGGAUGGGACAAUGACAAUUAAUAAAAGACAAAAGUUGGUAGAUCGAUUUAACGAUCCAAAUGGUCAGGAAUUUAUCUUUUUAUUAAGUUCAAAAGCAGGUGGUUGUGGUAUUAAUUUAAUUGGUGCUAAUAGAUUGAUCCUAAUGGAUCCUGACUGGAACCCUGCCGCAGAUCAACAAGCGUUGGCUCGUGUUUGGAGAGAUGGGCAAAAGAAGGAUUGUUUUAUUUACAGAUUUAUCACAACUGGUUCAAUUGAAGAAAAAAUUUACCAAAGACAAUCGAUGAAAAUGAGUUUAAGUUCAUGUGUGGUAGAUUCAAAAGAUGAUGUGGAAAGAUUGUUUAGUGUUGAUGAUUUAAGAAAAUUAUUUCUUUUCAACAAAGACACAAAUUGUGAGACACAUGAGACUUUCCAUUGUAAAAGAUGUACUCCAAAGGGAAAACAAAAGAUUAGAUCAAAUACAAUGUUAUAUGGUGAUGCUACCACGUGGAACCAUAUUGAUCACGAUUCUUUACAAAAGACUAAUGACCAUUUAUUACAAAAUGAAUAUCAUUACAAUGAUAUCAGCUAUGCAUUUCAAUACAUUUCGCAUUGA